Plasmodium gallinaceum is the source of this 1329-nucleotide messenger RNA. It is a transcript of the gene SHMT, whose product is annotated as serine hydroxymethyltransferase, putative. NCBI's taxonomy places the organism in Eukaryota, Apicomplexa, Aconoidasida, Haemosporida, Plasmodiidae. The transcript has 3 exons. Gene Ontology annotation, molecular function: glycine hydroxymethyltransferase activity; zinc ion binding; serine binding. Gene Ontology annotation, cellular component: cytoplasm. The record is from RefSeq and is a predicted model, not a curated record. The coding region runs from base 1 to 1329 and encodes 442 amino acids. Gene Ontology annotation, biological process: tetrahydrofolate interconversion; L-serine catabolic process; folic acid metabolic process.
AUGUUUAAUAAUGAUUCUCUAGAAAUAUUUGACAAGGAGCUCUUUGAUAUAUUAGAAGAUGAAAAAAAAAGACAAAAAGAAACCAUUAAUUUGAUUGCAUCAGAGAAUUUUACUAAUUUAUCAGUGCGUGAAUGUUUAGGACAUUGUGUGAGUAACAAAUACUCAGAAGGAUAUCCUCGCAAAAGGUAUUAUGGAGGUAAUGAUUAUAUUGAUAAAAUAGAGGAUCUUUGUUGUAAGAGAGCUUUAGAAGUUUUUAAUGUAAAUGAAGAAGAGUGGGGUGUUAAUGUUCAAUCUCUUUCAGGUUCAGCUGCUAAUGUUCAGGCACUUUAUGCUUUAGUUGGAGUAAAAGGGAAAAUUUUAGGAAUGCACUUAUGCUCAGGUGGACAUUUAACUCACGGAUUUUUUGAUGGAAAGAGAAAGGUUUCAAUCACGUCAGACUUAUUUGAAUCAAGAUUAUAUAAAUGUAAUAGUGAAGGAUAUAUUGAUUAUGACUCUAUUCGCGAUAUCGCUUUAGAGUUUCGCCCAAAAGUUAUUAUAUGUGGAUAUUCAAGUUAUCCUAGGGAUCUAGAUUAUAAAAAAUUUCGAGAUAUAUGUGAUGAAGUAGAUGCAUACUUAUUUGCGGAUAUUUCUCAUAUUUCAAGUUUUAUUGCAUGUAAUUUAUUAAAUAACCCCUUCUUAUAUGCUGAUGUUGUCACAACAACUACACAUAAAACAUUAAGAGGACCUAGAAGUGCACUUAUUUUCUUUAAUAAAAAAAGAAACCCUGGUAUUGAUCAAAAAAUUAACAGUGCCGUAUUUCCAGGUUUUCAGGGAGGUCCUCAUAAUAACAAAAUAGCUGCUGUUGCAUGUCAGUUAAAAGAAGUGAAUUCUGAUUUUUUCAGAAAAUAUGCUAAACAAAUUUUACUGAAUAGUAAAGCUUUAGCUAAAUAUUUAACUGAUAAUAAUAUAGAUUUAGUAACAAAUGGAACUGAUAAUCAUCUUCUUUUAGUUGAUUUGAGAAAAUAUGGUAUAACAGGUUCGAAACUACAAGAAGUAUGUAAUGCUAUUAAUGUUUCCUUAAAUAAGAAUACUAUACCUAGUGAUGUGGAUUGUGUUUCACCAAACGGAAUUCGUAUAGGAACACCAGCAAUAACUACAAGAGGAGCUAAAGAAAAUGAUAUGGAAUUUAUUGCACAUAUACUAGUCAAAGCAAUCAAAUUAACAGUAGAGCUACAACAGAUAUAUGGAAAAAAGCUAGUAGAUUUUAAAAAAGGAUUAGUUAACAAUGAUGAUAUAGAAAAAUUGAAAAGUGAAGUUAUCGAAUGGGUAAGUCAUUUACCAUUGCCAUAA